AUGUCUAAUAAUGAGAUGUUGGAAAAUCCAACAGAAUUGCUAAAAAACUUACAGGAGUUGUUCUUAGUUGAGCACGAUGUUAAAUCAUUGGAAAAGAUUGAUACCAGUAUCAAUAGAUUGACAGAAUUAACAAAAGAAAAAUUAAAUUCAAACCAUAUUGAAAUUUCUAAGCAAACUAGCGUCUUGGAUAAAGGUAACAUAGAUAUUUCUGCUUUAAGAGAUCAAUUGGAAAGAGCGCAAGAUGAGUCUGACCAAUAUAAGUCUGCCAAUGCAAUGGAAACUAAAAUACAGGAACUAGAACGAUUAGAAGCUGAGGUAAAGAGAAUACGAGAAGAUCUUAAUGAAAAAGUGUCGACUUUGGUGAAAUUAGACAAAGAGAUAGCAAAUGAAGUCAAUUUUGAUGAUAAAAGUUCUAUGAAUUCAGAUGACCCAAUAACAAAGGCUAAUAUUCUAAAAUUGAAGCUCUAUAGAUCAAUGGGGGUUAUUGUAGACUCCGUAAACAAUCAAAUACUUAUAAAUCAAGAAAAUGGUGAAAUUGAUAUUUUGCCAAUAGAAAAUGAGUACAGUGACUAUUUUGUUACUAAACAUAUUUGGAGUAAAAUUAAAAACAGAAAAUAA
Messenger RNA from Tetrapisispora phaffii CBS 4417, 618 nucleotides. RefSeq names its product kinetochore-associated Ndc80 complex subunit SPC24 (gene SPC24). The record is from RefSeq and is a predicted model, not a curated record. The transcript has a single exon. Bases 1 to 618 code for a protein of 205 amino acids. Lineage: Eukaryota; Fungi; Ascomycota; Saccharomycetes; Saccharomycetales; Saccharomycetaceae.